This is a messenger RNA of Trematomus bernacchii (emerald rockcod), 4352 nucleotides long. It is a transcript of the gene prkar1aa, whose product is annotated as protein kinase, cAMP-dependent, regulatory, type I, alpha (tissue specific extinguisher 1) a. The transcript is spliced from 11 exons. NCBI's taxonomy places the organism in Eukaryota, Metazoa, Chordata, Actinopteri, Perciformes, Nototheniidae. Gene Ontology annotation, molecular function: cAMP-dependent protein kinase regulator activity. Gene Ontology annotation, cellular component: cAMP-dependent protein kinase complex. The coding region runs from base 118 to 1257 and encodes 379 amino acids. Gene Ontology annotation, biological process: regulation of protein phosphorylation. The record is from RefSeq and is a predicted model, not a curated record.
CUUGAAUUAGAGGCGAUGCUUUUAUUGUGAAACGUCCAGGCGGAAGUGGUGGUUUUCUGCUGUCAAGAAGGAAAACAAUCAGAGCCACGUCAUUUGAUAUUUGGUCACAAGACAAAAAUGGCCUCGAGCACAAGCGGUGAGGAGGAGCGUAGCCUCCGAGAGUGCGAGCAGUAUGUCCAGAAGCACAACAUCCAGAAGCUGCUCAAGGACUGCAUCAUCCAGCUGUGCACCACCCGGCCCGACCGGCCCCUGGCCUUCCUCAGGGAUCACUUCGACAGACUGGAGAAGCAGGAGGAGGUCCAGCAGAUGUCUUCUCAGAGGAAGUCGAGCUCGCGGUCAGACUCACGCGAGGACGAAGUGUCCCCGCCCAUGAACCCUGUGGUGAGGGGCCGGAACCGGAGAGGAGCCAUCAGUGCCGAGGUGUACACUGAGGAGGACGCCGCCUCCUAUGUCAGAAAGGUUAUCCCAAAAGACUACAAGAGCAUGGCGUCGCUGUCUAAAGCCAUGGAGAAGAAUGUGCUGUUUGCACACCUGGACGACAAUGAGAGGAGUGACAUUUUUGACGCAAUGUUUUCUGUCAACUACAUUGCUGGAGAAACAGUCAUCCAACAAGGUGAUGAGGGGGACAACUUCUAUGUUAUCGACCAGGGAGACAUGGAUAUAUAUGUGAACAAUGAAUGGGUGACCAGCAUUGGGGAGGGGGGCAGCUUUGGGGAACUGGCUCUGAUCUACGGGACCCCUCGAGCAGCUUCAGUCCGGGCCAAGUCUGACGUCAAAUUGUGGGGCAUCGACAGAGACAGCUACAGGAGAAUACUGAUGGGAAGCACUUUGAGAAAGCGCAAAAUGUAUGAGGAGUUCCUCAGCAAGGUGUCCAUUCUAGAGUCUCUGGAUAAGUGGGAGCGUCUGAUGGUGGCCGAUGCCUUGGAGACUGUGCAUUUUGAGGACAGCCAGAAAAUAGUGGUGCAGGGUCAGCCUGGGGAUGAGUUCUUCAUCAUUCUGGAGGGUACAGCCGCGGUGCUGCAGAGGCGCUCCGAGGACGAGGAGUUUGUGGAGGUCGGCAGACUGGGACCCUCAGACUACUUUGGUGAGAUCGCCCUGCUGAUGAACCGGCCCCGGGCUGCCACUGUUGUUGCAUUGGGCCCCCUCAAGUGUGUUAAACUGGACCGGCCCCGGUUUGAGCGAGUGCUCGGCCCCUGCUCUGACAUCCUGAAGAGAAACAUUGAGCAGUACAACAGCUUUGUUUCCCUCUCUGUCUGAGCGACUCGGACCACCUUUCUCUCCUGCAGGGUCUAACACACAUCUGCUUCAUUUUCCCGCUUCUCUCUUCAUAUGGUGCCACCCACAUAACAGGACUUCAAUAUGUCUGAUACUCCUUUAUUUGAUUUAUUUUUGUAGAUGUACUCAGGAGAUGUCAUUGGUUUCCUAUGAAGGGAAGAGCGUCAUCCCCUUAAGUUGUAAAUAACCACAUAGGUAUUUUGUUCACUUUGAAGGUGUGGUUGGGAUGAAAUAAUGCUGUGUGCAUGACUGACUGUGUGUUCACACUGCUCACUGAGAGUUCAGAGGUCUGUUACAGGUUCUAGAAGUACAGGGAGCUCGCCAUAAAUGGACAUCAAGGAUCAAAUCUAGUCUAUAUUCUAGUUGCAAGCCUUGUGAACCUGGAAAUGUAGAGUAUGUAUCCUCAGCACAAAGAAACUGCUGGAUGCUAAGGUGCAUUCAAAGUUGCAUUAAUUAGCAUAUGCAUUCAAUAGCUAUUUCACAUUUUGGAGUGGUUUUGGAGGUUAAUGAGGAUGUUGAAUCCAUUUUUCGGGAUCAAAAAUGGCAGUUUUAGUCCCCUAAAGAUUGAAAAGGUACCCAAAAUUCAUAAAGAAAGUACUAAUAUGGCCACUUUCUGGUUAAACUGCCAUUUUUUUAUCCUGGAAAUGUCAGAAUGUUCAGCAUCCUCAAUAACCUCCAAAACCACUCCCAAAUCAUCCAAGCAUUUUAAAACUAUUGUCUGCAAAUGCUUAUCAAUACUAAUUUACGCAACUUAUAAUAAUUGUGCAAACUGCCCAACAUAUGCAGGUUAGCAUCCGGCAGUUUCUAUGUGCUGGGGACCCUAAUAUACAUUUCUAACAUAAAACUUUGGGGUUCUCAACAUUUCAGGGUUAACAAUAAGCAAACUGACUACUAUGUCUUGGUAGAACGUGCAUAUGCAAUAGCUGAUGUAAAUAGAUGAGUCAAAUUUAAGACGGGAUAGAAAAGGUUGCAUAGAAAUACAGUAUGAGAGAAUAGUUAUGUUCCACGGUUUGAUGUGGUGAACAAUGAUAGUUCCUCAGUAUCAGGUUACAAAUGUUGACAGUGUGAAUGCACAGUUAGUUGCUUCAUCCAGACAUCUCCAGUGUUCAUGAAGAGGCUUUAUGUUUGUGACGGGGAAUGCCAAAAGGUUCACUGUUUGCUCAUUGUUGAGAUGUUUUUAGCCAUGUUAGCAUCUGGGUUCAGCCCGUGUUGGUUAGCUGCUUUGGUCUGGACUGAAAUAUCUCAGCAACUAUUAAAGAAUCCAUGUCCCACUCAGGAUGAUUUGAAAUCCUUUUGGAGAUCUGCUGACAUUGCUUUAGCACCACUCUCAGCAUUUGUAAUUGAAUCAAUACUUUUAUCUAACCAAAUGCCCUAAACCUCAGCUCCUGUGCUAAUAAGCAAAUAGGACAUGUUAGCAUGUUGAUGUUUCUAUUCAGCUCAAAGCACCACUGUGCCCAGGAUGGUCUCAGAGCCAGCGUGGCUUCAGUCUCCUGUGUAUUCUUUUAUUUUCUUCCUGCUUUUGAUCUGGCUCUGAUGUGGACACGCUUUUGUUUAAGGGUUGCCUUGACAUUAAGAUACUUAGGUUUCCUGCAUAUCGUCACACAGUUCUACAGAAGUACCAGCCGUGAACCUACAGCAUCCAAAUCAUUUCACAUUAAACCUUUCUCUUCCACCAUCGCUUAUUUUAAAUGAGCUUUUAAUUCAAACUUCUCCAUUUCAUCUUCAUUUUUCCGUAUUAAUAAAAAGUCAUUUUCACUAUCAUUUUACAUUUUCUUUAUAAUCUUUUACAUUUUAAAAUGUAAAUAUUUAAGUGUUAUAUUCGGCAGUGUUAGGUACUGCAAAUACCUAACACACUUAAAUAUCCUGGUUUCCCGUUAUCUCCCUUGAUCAUAUCAUAUUUACAGCUCUGCUACAAAUCUAUAUAUUGAGAGUAAAUAUCUUUUGCCAAUUUUGUGACGUACAAAAUGAUAUAAUCAAAGAGACAAAUGUUGAUGUGCUCUUGAGUUCACUGUGAAGUGUACUUCUGUCAUGCUUACACAAGAAAAAAGCCAAACAAAAAUGUUUUAUGCCGUAAAUAUGGAAAACACAGCUGGUCCUGAACACUGACAAUUUCCAUAUUUGCUUUUUUAGGCAGAGGCAGAGCCAUCUUGACUCUUUGACCCAAAUAUAUGUCAUGCUCCAAAAAACACUGGAUCCUACAUUUCCUAUAAAACAAUCCGUAUCAUCACUUGUUAAAAGUCCCACAGCCUUUCACAGAAACCCCUUUACUGUAAAGAAUUGGAGUUGUUAAAUGUUGUGAGGCAGCCCUUCACUCUCUGUUAAAGAUGGAAGAGGAGGAGGAUUUGAGUACUUGAGAUACAGGCCCGUCUUACAGUUAACAAAUCUACAGGUAUGUCCCUUGUUACACGUGUGUAUUUGGAGGUACAGUAUGCAAGUCAAAGUGUCAAACAGUCCCUGUCUCACACAUGCUGGUCAUUCUGUCCCCUCUUCUCUCAGAUGGAGACAGUCCUUAUUUUGAGCUUGCAGUUUAUUGAUGUGUUUGAUAUAUAUUUUUGUAUAAAACACCAGUGUUAAAUGUGUCUGAACUUUUAUGUUUAUCAAAUAUGUCUUUAGAGUGUUGCACCAAUAUGUAAAGUAGUGUCAUUUUGACUUGGUACUGUAUUAUCAUUAUUAUCAUCUAUGUUUUCUGACUUUAAAGUACUUCUGACUCACUCACUGCUCCUCUGCAGAUCUCUUCAGAGGAGCAUCCUUCCUGUAGUUUUGGUGCCUUUCUUCAGAUUGACUGGAGUGAUUGUGCUUCAAUGUCUGUGUUUUGGAUUCUUCUGUAGGCUGUAUUUACAGCGGUUCAAGCAAUAAAGAGAUCAGAUUUUAAUGUUGCCUAAUCUCUUGACCCGUAGAGAGCCCUGACCACAUUUAGUUUCAACAUCUGUUUUAUUUUCUAAUAUCUUUACAUUGUUUAUGUCCUGCAAUGCUUAUAAUGUCCUUAUAUUUGAAGUACAUUUGCUUUUCAGUAUUUCCAUUGUAUUCUUUCUUGUUCAACGACUGUAAAACUAAGAUAAAAAUGUACUUUGUAUCUC